AUGGCGACCAACAGCGGCAGAGGAAACCCCAUCGGCGCCAGUGAGGGCAUUCAGGACGCUACCAGUACUCCUCCAGCCGUCCCCGCCCAGGAGAAGAAGGAGAUCGCCCAAUCUACUACCGAAACUCAUGCUUCUGGUCAAGAUGCCGGCGCUGCUGCUGCUGCCGGCGGCUCUCCCAAGGUGAAGACCGAGAAGGAGUUGGAGAAGGAGCGAAAGAAGGCCGAGAAGCAGGCCAAGUUCGAAGCAAAGAAGCAAAAGGCUGCGGUCGCCGCCCCCAAGGCUCCUAAGGAGAAGAAGCCCAAGGAGAAGAAGGCUGAGGAGGAGCCCAUUCCCGAAUACGUCGAGGACACCCCCAAGGGUGAGAAGAAGCGAAUCCGAUCGUUCGAUGACCCCAAUUUCAAGGCAUACGACCCUAUUGCCGUCGAGUCCGCAUGGUACGAUUGGUGGGAGAAGGAGGGUUUCUUCAAACCCGAAUUCAAGCCUGAUGGAAAUAUCAAGGACGAAGGAAAGUUCGUCAUUGUUCAUCCUCCUCCCAACGUCACCGGUGCCCUUCACAUGGGACACGCUCUUGGCGAGUCUCUCCAGGAUCUUAUGAUCCGAUGGAGUCGAAUGCAUGGCAAGACCACCUUAUGGGUUCCUGGCUGUGAUCAUGCCGGUAUUUCUACUCAGAGUGUCGUCGAGAACAUGCUUUGGAGAAAACAUGGCCAGACCCGACAUGACCUUGGCCGUGAGAAGUUUGUCAACACUGUUUGGGAGUGGAAGGAGGACUAUCACAAGCGCAUCAAUAAUACUCUGUGCAAAAUGGGAGGAUCUUAUGACUGGAGCCGAGAGGCUUUCACCAUGGACAAGAACCUGUCCGCUGCCGUCACUGAGACUUGGGUCAGGCUCUACGAGGAGGGCACCAUUUACCGAGCCAACCGACUUGUCAACUGGUGCACCAAGCUCAACACUACGCUUUCUAACCUUGAGGUCGUCAACAAAGAACUGACCGGCCGCACCCUGCUCGAUGUCCCUGGAUACGACAAGAAGGUCGAAUUCGGUGUUAUCGUUCACUUCAAGUACCCCGUCGAGGGAUCUGAUGAGCUUAUUGAGGUCGCUACCACCCGUAUUGAGACUAUGCUGGGCGACACCGGCAUCGCUGUUCACCCCAAGGACGAUCGAUAUAAGCACCUCAUCGGCAAGACUGCCAUCCACCCUUUCAUUGAGGGCCGUAAGCUUCCUAUCGUCGCCGACGAGUACGUCGACAGAGAGUUCGGUACUGGUGCUGUCAAGCUCACUCCCGCCCACGACCCCAACGAUUUCACUCUCGGACAGAAGCACGGCCUUGAAUUCAUCAACAUCUUGACUGACGAUGGCUUGAUGAACGAGAACGCCGGUGCCUACAAGGGUCAGAAACGAUUCGACGUCCGUUACACCAUCCAGGAUGACCUCAAGGCCAAGGGUCUCUACGUCGACAAGAAGGACAACGCCAUGAAGGUUCCUCUGUGCGACAAGUCCAAGGACAUCAUUGAGCCCAUUAUGAAGCCUCAAUGGUGGGUCCGCAUGAAGGAGCUCGCCGAGCCUGCCAUUGCUGCUGUACGAGACGGUAGCAUCAAGAUCCGACCCGAGAGCGCCGAGAAGAGCUAUUAUCGAUGGCUCGAGGACAUCCAAGACUGGUGCAUCAGUCGGCAGCUCUGGUGGGGUCACCGAUGCCCCGUCUACUUUGCCAAGAUUGAGGGUGGUGCUGAAGAUAUCCCCGAGGAGAAGCUUUGGUUCGCCGGCCGAACUCGACAGGAGGCUGAGGAAAAGGCCAAGGCCGCCCUGCCUGGCAAAACGUACACUCUUGAGCAAGAUGAAGACGUUCUCGACACAUGGUUCUCUUCUGGUCUCUGGCCCUUCAGCACCCUGGGCUGGCCUAACCAGACACAUGAUCUUGAGAAGCUCUACUCUACAGAGGUCCUUGAGACAGGUUGGGAUAUUCUCUUCUUCUGGAUUGCCAGAAUGAUCUUCUUCGGUAUCAAGUUGACUGGCAAGGUUCCGUUCAAGGAGGUCUACUGCCACGUUCUUGUCCGUGACUCCGAGGGUCGCAAGAUGAGCAAGAGCCUGGGUAACGUCAUCGACCCCCUCGACGUUAUUUCGGGUGUCGGGCUUCAAACUCUUCACGACAAGCUCACUCAGGGUAACCUGCACCCUAACGAGGUCGCCAAGGCCACCAAGUACCAGAAGACUGCCUUCCCUGAUGGUAUUCCCCAGUGUGGUGCCGAUGCUGUGCGUUUCACCAUGAUCAACGCUACCACUGGUGGCACUGAUAUCAACCUGGAUGUCAAGGUUAUCCACGGAUACCGUAAGUUCUGUAACAAGAUUUUCCAGGCUACCAAGUACGUCUUGGGAAGUCUUCCUAAAAACUUCACUCCCGCCAAGUCAGGUAUCGCCCGUGGCGAGACCCUUGCUGAGCGAUGGAUUCUUCACAAGAUGAACAGCGCUGCCAAGGAGAUCAACCGUGCUAUUGAGGACCGUGAGUUCUCCAAGUCGACAUUGAUCGUUUACAGAUACUGGUACAACGAGCUGUGCGAUGUCUACAUCGAGAACUCCAAGGCCAUUAUCCGUGACGGUACCGAGAAGGAGCGUGAGUCUGCUAUCCAGACUCUCUACACUGCUCUCGAGACCGCUCUUACCAUGAUCCAUCCCUUCAUGCCUUUCAUUACUGAGGAGAUGUGGCAGCGAAUGCCCCGACGGCCUGAAGACCAGACAAAGUCCAUCGUCGUUGCCAAGUACCCCACAUACAAUGAGAAGCUUGAUGACCCCGAGUCUGAGCGUGCUUACGAGCUUGUCCUUGGCUGCUCCAAGGCUGCUCGAUCAUUGAUGGCUGAGUAUGCCCUCAAGGAUGAGGCUGAAGUCAUCAUCCAGGCUUACAACGAUACCUCUCUCACCACUGUCAAGGAGCAAGCGUCUUCCAUCAAGAGUCUGAGUGGCAAGGGUAUCAAGGGCGUUGAGAUCCUUGACUCCGAUGCCAGCCGUCCCGCUGGAUGUGUUGCCUACCCCGUCUCUACCGAGGCUUCCGUCUUCCUUCACGUCAAGGGCCGCGUUGAUAUCGAUGCCGAGAUUGCCAAGGCUCAGAAGAAGCUCGACAAGGCCAAGAGCAGCAUCCAGAAGCAGGAGAAGAUCCUCAAUGACCCUGGUUACCUCGAGAAGGUUUCCGAUGCCAUCCGAGAGACAGAUGAGAAGAGGCUGUCCGAUGCCAAGCAGGAGAUGAACAGCUUCGAGGAGACAAUCAAGCAGUUCGAGCAGCUGAAGCUGGAGUAA
Fusarium pseudograminearum CS3096 is the source of this 3282-nucleotide messenger RNA. RefSeq lists its product as uncharacterized. The transcript has 5 exons. The record is from RefSeq and is a predicted model, not a curated record. Gene Ontology annotation, molecular function: aminoacyl-tRNA deacylase activity; valine-tRNA ligase activity; ATP binding. Gene Ontology annotation, cellular component: cytoplasm; cytosol. Lineage: Eukaryota; Fungi; Ascomycota; Sordariomycetes; Hypocreales; Nectriaceae. Bases 1 to 3282 code for a protein of 1093 amino acids. Gene Ontology annotation, biological process: valyl-tRNA aminoacylation.